Messenger RNA from Colias croceus (clouded yellow), 1742 nucleotides. RefSeq names its product septin-1 (gene Septin1). Lineage: Eukaryota; Metazoa; Arthropoda; Insecta; Lepidoptera; Pieridae. Gene Ontology annotation, biological process: cytoskeleton-dependent cytokinesis; regulation of exocytosis; cell division. Gene Ontology annotation, molecular function: molecular adaptor activity; GTPase activity; GTP binding. The record is from RefSeq and is a predicted model, not a curated record. Gene Ontology annotation, cellular component: synaptic vesicle; microtubule cytoskeleton; septin ring. The transcript is spliced from 11 exons. Bases 172 to 1299 code for a protein of 375 amino acids.
CAGUUCACGAUUCACAAAUCACAGAAUUGCAGCUUGACUUGAGCUAGCAUUCUGUUGUUUGUAAGUGAUUUUGCUGUGAAAUUAUAAAAGGUUCGGUUAUUUAUUGGGUAGAUUCAGAAUAAGGUUGUGUUUAACAGAAAGUAGAAAACUACUUUAAAACCAAUUAUAAAUAUGUCGAGUGAUACAGCAAAGAACUUUUCAAACCUAGAAACCCCAGGAUAUGUUGGGUUUGCAAAUUUACCCAAUCAAGUGCAUAGGAAGUCUGUUAAAAAAGGGUUUGAGUUCACCCUCAUGGUAGUGGGUGAGAGUGGUCUGGGCAAAUCCACUCUAGUUAACUCACUGUUCUUGACUGACUUGUACCCAGAAAGAGUUAUUCCAGAUGCAACUGAAAAGUUAAACCAGACCGUGAAGCUAGAUGCAUCUACAGUUGAGAUUGAAGAGAGGGGUGUUAAGCUGCGAUUGACUGUCGUUGAUACUCCCGGCUAUGGAGAUGCUAUUGACAAUACUGACUGUUUUAAGUCAAUUAUACAAUACAUUGACGAGCAAUUUGAGAGAUUCCUGCGUGACGAGAGCGGCCUCAACCGGCGGAACAUUGUCGACAAUCGGAUUCACUGCUGCUUUUACUUCAUAUCUCCGUUUGGACAUGGUUUGAAGCCUCUGGAUAUUGAAUUCAUGAAACAAUUGCAUAAUAAAGUAAACAUCGUGCCUGUCAUCGCUAAAGCUGAUUGUCUCACCAAGAAAGAGGUGCAGAGGCUCAAGUCAAGGGUUAUGGAAGAAAUAGAGAGAGAAGGUAUUAAAAUCUACCCACUACCAGAUUGCGAUAGUGAUGAGGAUGAAGAUUAUAAAGAACAGGUCCGGCAACUAAAAGCGGCGGUCCCGUUCGCGGUGUGCGGCGCGGGCCAGCAGCUGGAGGUGCGCGGGCGGCGCGUGCGCGGCCGGCUCUACCCCUGGGGCGUGGUCGAGGUCGAGAACCCGGAGCAUUGCGACUUCAUCAAGCUGAGGACUAUGCUCAUCACUCACAUGCAAGACUUGCAAGAAGUGACCCAAGAGGUGCACUACGAGAACUAUCGCUCCGAGAGGCUCGCUAGAAACGGACAAGUGCCGAAACGACACACAUCCACGGAGAGCGGCCUGAGUGAGGAUUCUAACGGCCUCGCCAAUGGCAACAAUGAAGAUUCCUCUGAACGCGAGAAAGUUCUUCGCGAAAAGGAGGCUGAACUGCGUCGUAUGCAAGAGAUGCUGGAGCAGAUGCAGCGGCAGAUGCAGUUGCAGGCCGCCGCCAACACCACGUCCGCAUAGUGCUUGCUGCACGCACAGUUGGAUAACAACACGGCGGUCCAACUGCUUGAUUCGUGUGACGUCGUCAAUUCAAUACUACGCGCCAUCCCCUACUGCGUAACUUCCAAUUAGAGAUUCAUAUUCUAUGGUCGGUUACAAAGUUUCACCGACCGUCAGUGCGUACCAUCGGCCCUGACGAUACGCAUUGACCGACCGUCAGUUUGUAUCAUUCAGUGCUCUGCGUACCAGUCAACUGACCAGACCUGGUAUCGGUGUUCAUGACGACGCAUGCGCAUAGUCAGUGCACCGGUCGGUACAGCACUGAACGCGUUCAUUUGUUUGAAACAAAUUGUCAUUGAGAUAAUAUUACUACGUAUGGAGGAGACACCACGAACAAAAUCUGUGCGCCAUUUUUUUUUCUCUAACUAAGUUUUAAAAAUUAUUAUCUAGUUAGGUACUUACCG